Messenger RNA from Physella acuta, 9081 nucleotides. RefSeq lists its product as uncharacterized. The record is from RefSeq and is a predicted model, not a curated record. Gene Ontology annotation, biological process: regulation of transcription by RNA polymerase II. Gene Ontology annotation, cellular component: chromatin. Lineage: Eukaryota; Metazoa; Mollusca; Gastropoda; Physidae.
CAGGACACUGACAAAAUGGCCACCAUCCGGCGUACUGACAUAAUACAAAAGAAGUUUUCAAAGGGCAGGCCUCCAAAAACAGAUCGUGAAAGAAUAAACAGACGCCAAGAAGCAUAUAAAUGGCGAGAUGCAAGGCGUGUAUAUCUUGCAAGCUCAUUUGAUCGUUGGAGGAAACUUAGAUCUACCCUUAAAAUGAAAGAUUCAAGCCUGGCAUGGCAUUUGAUGGAGGCUCACGAAAAAAGUUCUUGUUCUCUCUGCCGACAAACCUACCCCGACAAUAUGAUUGGCAACCCAAGUGUAAAAUCAAAGAGGGAUCAGAAAGAGUUUUUGCCAUCUCUGAUUGCAAGUGUGCGGCAACUCUGUCACUCUUAUUUUGAUUUUGAAGAAAGUAUAGAGAUAGUUGGUCUUCUUUGCCUUGAAUUUGAUAAAAAAAGAAAAGAAAACUUUAGUCUUAAUGAGCUAAUAAAGUCAGGAUUAAAACCAUCUCAGCCAAACUACAUAUCUAAUAGUCUUCAUGAAAAGUCAGAUUCUUCAUUAUCAAAUAACCAACAAGUUGCUGUGCAGAAUGCAGAUGGAAAAUUUGAUUUACAAUGUGAAGCUAAUAUGACAACGCCGCCUGUUGUUAAAACUGCAAUUAACACAACGCCAUCAGAAAUGUUAUCAGAUGCAUGUCUUGAAAGGCAAGGCACAUCAAAUGAACCGUCACACUCUGACACCAUUGUGCUGGAUAGCUCAAACAAAUCUUCAUCUACAGAAGCUUUGUGUGUGAAUGAGAAAGAUAAGUUUGAUUUGAAAGAGGUAGUUCAGGCAAGCAAUGACAUUUUGAGUGAUACUAAAGAUAUUGAGAAGGUUGAAGACCCUGAAGCAUCUGUUGUUAUGGACUCAAGUCUGUGCUCUGAAUCUGACCCUUCUCUUGAAAUUGAUAUAGAGAAAAUGGACACAUCUCAUGAACAAGAUAACAGUUUACAAGAAACUUUACACAAUUUUGAUAAUGUAAAUACUAACAAGAACUGCACAAUACAUAGUGACACUUUGAUAAAAGAAUCAUCAACUGUAGCAGAGAUAGUCCAGGAAGAAUUUUCUCAUACUUCUAAAAUUGACGAGGUAAAAAAUUCACAGUGCAAUAGUGGCUUAAAGAAUGACUCACAGUCUUCAUUGUUAGACCAAAGUAUAGAGCUUCAGCCUAUCACAGCAAAGGAAUUACCCCUUGAUAUGUCAGUAUUGAAAUCCACAUUCAAACAGGAGCCGACUAAUGAAGAUUAUCCAGAUGGUGUGGGUGAUGAUUUGUAUUAUACAAUGGGUGAUAAAAACCAGUUGGAUGUAACACACCAUCCUCAAUCUCAUAAUAAAAGAAAGAUGACAGAGACAAAUCAUUACUUAAAUAGCAGCUUCAAUAAAAGUAUGCUCUGGAAUUCUGAAAAUUCUUUGGCCAAGUCAUCAAAACAAAAAGAAGAAGGUCACACAAGCAUACCCUGGCAACGAAGAGAUAUGUCUCGUAAAGAGGAAUAUGAGUUUCUUGAGUUUCAUCCGUUUUCGGAUCUUGCAGAAUUCAGCCAACACUAUCCCCAUGUACAUCAGAGGACAUACUAUAGAUGGAAACGACGUAUAAAGGAGGAGUACAUUAUCCUGGAGCAAUGUCCUGACAUGAGCUUUCAAGAAUUUAGUAGCAUUGUUUUGCAAGCAAAAGAAUCUGUAUUUCACCUUUGGAAAACUUUAAUUUCCCAGGGUAAAGGAUUCUUUGCACCUUCUGAUUCAUCAAAACGCUUGGAAGCAAAAUGCUCUCUCAAAUCCAACACCAGUACAUAUAAUAAUGAAUAUAUUUAUCUACAGAAGAAUUUGUCAAUUAAUUAUGAGCAAUUUAGUCAGCAGUAUCCUGGUGUCCCCCUUGAUGUUUUCAAUGUUCUCAAGAGGAAGGUCAUGCAAGACUUUUGGUUGUAUUAUCAGAACCAACAUAUGAGCUACACAGAUUUUUCUAUGCUUGCUAAUAUAGGUGAGGACACCUUUCUGUCAUGGAAAGAGUAUAUAGAAAAUCUGAAAUCCUGUUCUCUCUCACCAAGUAUUAAAGCACUGUCAAAUAGCAUGUCCCCGAGCUCCAUGUCAGGUACAUCUUUUCAAUCUGUGGGAAGCCCUAAGUCUUCUAAAUCUGAUCUGCAAGCUCAGAUGAAGAAAGACAAUGUUUUUAACAUGAUGGCUGGAAAUUCUGUGUUCAGUGAUUCGAUGGCUGCAAUGCAUCCAUCUCUAAACUCAUCUUUGAAUGAUUCUGUUUCCAGAAACCUCUCAGCAACUUAUUUAGCCUCACUGCAGAAUAUGAUGUUUCCAUGGCAUAGCUAUUACGGGAUGGCAUCACCUUUGGGUCAGCAAAUAUUGCCCAUGAUGCUUUGGCCCCAAAUGAUGGGGUUAGCUAAUCCUUUAACUUCCAUUGGAAGUUCUCAUGGAACAAAUUUAGCAUUGUCUAACUCUGUCUCUGGACUGCACAGCUCUGUAUCAGAUCGCAAAGAGUCCCCAAAGCCGGAUGUCAAACCUGAAGAAUCUCAAAGCCAGUAUCAAGGUGAACAUUUUCAGCAAGGUCUGAAACGUUUAGCUGAAGAUGGAGGCCAAGAAACCUCAAAAUCCUCAUCUGAUAAAAGGAUGAAGUUGUUACAAGACAAGGAUGAUCCAGAAUUCUGGGGCUCUGCUGGUAGGUCGCGCAAACAGAAUAAGCAAGAAUAUAUUUACUAUUUAAAAAACCCAGAGUUAGGUUUCAAAGAGCUAGAAACCUUAUUUCCGAGUAUUUCCCUAAGAACAUUUUACAGAUGGCGGAAAGAAAUGAAUGCAGCUGUACUGUUGCUAGAAGAGAACAAAGAAAUGACAUAUCACCAGUUUCAAAUAGUUUUUCCAGAUAUUCCAGAAGAAGUAUUUGAUUCUUGGAAAGAAAGGGCUGAGAUGGAUAAAAUAUCUCGUUCUUCAAAUGUUGAUCAAACAGCUGUAACAGACAAUACUGAAGAUGUGAAUGCAGAUGUCAAACCAUCAUUUCCAACCCUUCAUAUGCAGGUUGAACUGGACAUUGGUACAGGAGACAUUGGAUGUAAUAGUUCAGCAAAAACUUCCUAUCAUUCAGUUGUUGGGGAUGAAACAUCACAUCACAAGAAAUACAAUAAAGAAGAGUACAUGUUUGUGCAGAGAAAUCCCGAUGUUGACUUUGCUACUUUUUCAAAAUUAUACCCAACUAUUUCAGUUCGAAGUUUUUACAGGUGGAAGAAAGAAUUGAAAGAAACAGUAGACUAUUUAAAAGCCAAUCCUGAUGUUGAUUUUAAUGCUUACAGAACAAUAGAUUCAAAUGCUGCUGAAGAGGUUUUUAAUGUUUGGAAGAAGUUGGCCAACAACGAUUAUCAUUUGGAAGAAUGUACUGAAAUACCCGAGGCCAUGGAUGAAAAAGAUGGUCGAGCCUUGUGUUAUUCUAACAGGAAACUAUAUGGACCUGAAUAUUGGUUUUUGCAGCUUAAUCCUUACAUUGAAUUCUCUCAAUUUUCAAGAACAUAUCCUGAUGUUCCUAAACGUACAUUUUAUCGCUGGAAACGGGAAAUACAGCAAAUUUUAAAUUACAUUAGAGCCCAGCCUACUCUGCAGUUUUCAGACAUAGCUUCCAUUCUUCCAGAAGUAUCUCAAGAAGUCUUCAAUAAAUGGAAGGAAACAAUAGCUGAAGAAACAACAUCCAUUGCUGAAGGUUCAAGUGAUUUAAAACAUAUGGACAUGAUAUCACCUCAAUUUGAACUCAAUGGACAGACAAAGGAUGAAAUGACAAAAGCACUGCUUCAUCUGAUGCAUAAUCCAACAAUGAAAUACUCUGAUUUCAAAGUAUUAUUUGAGUUUAUGUCACCUGCUACUUUUGAACUUUGGCUGAAAAGAAUUAAGGCAGUCAUACUCCACAUUGCGUCAAAUCCUUCCAUUGAUUAUAAAACUUUUAGCCUGAGUAUUAAAGAUGUGGCUGAAGAUACUUUCCAUAUUUGGAAAAAUUUGAAAUCUGAUGAAAUUAAGAGCAUAGAGUUGUCAUGUGAGGAAGCAAGGGGUUCAUCAAGAGACAAUGAAAGUUGUCCAGACAAUCUGCAGAAGUGCUAUGAAUACUGCUUGCAGCAUCCUUAUAUUAGUUUCACAGAAUUCAGUUCUCAGUUCUCUAAUGUUUCUGAACAGUUAUUUGAUGAGUGGAAGUCUAAAAUCAAUCAAGAAAUAGAUUUUCUCAGUGCUCAUCCAGAUGUUGAAUUUGAAGAAUUUUCAAAGAAGUUCCCUCACACUAAAGAGUUUAUUUUUAACAAUUGGAAGUCCUACUGGAAUAAUAUGAAGUUUAGUUGCAUCAACCAGUAUAUUGAGCAGUCUUCUGAGAACAUAGCCACAACAGCAUUGUCUAAGCAUAACUAUUCAGAACAACCUCCUCAAAGUAGCUCGUCAACUUUAACACCAAACAGUAUAGAUCAUCAAAUUAAUGGUGAUGAAUACCAUAGAAAAAGCAAUGACAAUUUGGUCAGUAUUAAAUCUUCAAAUGAUGAGGUAUCCAAUGUAGCUGAUAUUAGCAACGAGUCGUCACUUAGCAAGCUUGCAAAGUUUGCAGGUUCCCAAUCACCUGGAAACACAAAUAAAUUUUUAGAUGAUAAACAGAAUUCUUUCUCUGCUUCCCUUUCAGACUACCUUAGCAAUAGUCAAAUGACAUCUGGAUUUUCAAGUAUAUCUUCUGAACACAAAAAUAACAACAACAAAGUGGUACCGACAGUAUCUCCUCACAAAGUGGACAGCUUUUUGCAUGUUCCUAGUACAACCAGCUCUAUCCAACAGCACUACAUGAAAACUAGUCCUCUACCACGUUAUUCUGCUGUGAGUCAUUAUAAUAAUGAUAUUUUGCCUUCACAAGUGGGCAACUCGUCUCUUUCAGCACUUAUGGCCAUGUCAAAAGACAAUGAAGUGUCUUUUAAAGGAAACCAGUUGUCUGAAGAAAGAUUGAUACCAAAGAAAGAACGAGUAUGCAACAGUUCACCUCUUUCUGGUAACAGUUGGCAGGGCGUGAACUGGGGUUCUGUGAAAGAUGAGGAUGAGGCAUUUUCUUCUCAGCGGCAGAAAAAAAUGAGUCGUGCUGAAUAUAUGUUUGUAAAAGAUAACCCUGAUGUGGAUUCCCAGGAAUUCUCACGUAUAUUUCCUGGUGUUUCAGCCCGUACAUUUUACAGGUGGAAGAAAGAAAUCAAAGCUCAACUUCAGAUGGCUUAAGUAGUUUAUGAAGAUUUACAUUUUAAUCUCUAUAAAGAGCUAUGCAUGGAAGCUUGUAGGAAUCACCUCUCGAAUGUUUGUUACAUUUAGUACUUCUAGUCUACAGUAAUUGCAUUGUAAUGCACACAGCUAGAUUGUAUUUUUUUCAACUUGCUUCCACUUUAAAAAUGUGAAUGCUGAGGUGAAUUUCAAGAUUUUCAAUUACCGUUAGUGUUCAUUACAAAUAACGCAAACUAAGGGAGUCCAAAUUUUGUUUUGCAAUUCAUUUUUACCACUAUUAUUUAUGUAUGAAUCUAACAUUGUAUGGUACGUUUAUACAAUAAUUUAAUACAAGGUUAUACAUUUUUUUAUUUCUGGCUUUGUUGUGGUUUUUUUUUUUUUUUUGCAUAAUAGUUUCUUAUGUACCGUUAUAACCUGUUGGUUAUUACUUCCUUAAACUAAAAGCAACAAUUUAUCACAAUAGCAUUAUCAAACUGCUAAUUGGAAAGAUUUUUAUAUAAUAAUAGCCUGAUAAUUUUAUGUUUUGUCUCAAAAUUACUUAUACCACAUAAUUUAAAACGGAAGUUUUUUUUUUUUUAUUUGCUUAAAAUAUUGUUUCUUAUUAAAUAUUCACGUGGGUUUUUAUUAAAUCUUUUAAAUGAAUAAUACACUUCUUUGUUAAAGGAGGCCAAUGCAUUUGUUUUCAAAGUGCAGCGAGCGUGCCUUACAGUUCAGCAAAGUACAAUUGAUCUCUAAUGGGUUGUUAUUCUAUUAGGUGUAUUUACACAAUAGUAUAAGCAGUGAGUUUUUUAUUUAAUAUAUUAUGUGCAAUAGUACAUUCUAGUAUAUUCUAUCACCACAGUUUAUUAAACAUGUUGAUUUUGUUUGCUCUUGUAUUAGUUAAUGCCAUAUCAAAUUUUUGAGCUAAGAGAAAUACAUGAAGCAUCAUACCUCAACCAUAUCGUUAUUAUGCAUUUCAUUUUAUUAUCAAGGUUCACUUUGUAGAUCUCAUAAAUGGUGCAUUGUUAUUCUGAUUGUGCCUAGAUUUAGAAUAAUUGUUGAUAUAGCAAGUUUUGUUUUUGUCUCUUUAAAUAUUCUAAGUAUGUAUUUUUACACUCAAUAUUUUUUGUCAUAUUUUCAUGUUCAUAGUCAAUUGGUACCUUUUAGUUUUAAAUUUUGCAUUUUCAAUGUUGUAAUAUUAUCAUACAUUUUCAUUAAAAACUAAAUGCAAAGCCUCAGCUAGUCUUUCAAGCUGGCUCCAUCUCCUUAACAAAUGUUAUGGGUCACUAGAAUUUUUGCUAAAUGCCAAAGCAACUAUUUGCCAUUUAGCUGAAUGUUGUCUAAGCCCUUCAAGGUAGAUUGAUAAAUUGUUUAGAGAUGUUUAUUGAUAGAGCUGCAAUAGAAUUUUCCUUUAAAUUUACAUAUCUGUUGUCAUAGAAAAGUACUAAGCAUUAGUAUUUAGCACAUACAAAUAAUUUGUUGUAUUGAUAGAUACAUAAAGAUCAAACUGUAUGAACUGGCUACUCAAUAUAAUUUUUUAAACUAGCACUCCAAAGCUUAAUGGGGAGUUUCCUCUUACAUAUCAAGCUUAACUCGGUGGUUGAUUGUGUGGGUGAAUCAGUGUAUAGUUGUGUAUUGGUUGAGCAAUCAUGAUCCAUUGGAACACAACAUGUCACAUUUUCAUUGUUUAAAUUGUAUAAAACUAGUCAGUACACAUCAUUUAUUACAAGUUUGUACAAUAAACAAUGAUUAGCUUUGAAACAUAAUUUAAUACAUUUCUUUACUAACCUACAUCUGCUAGGUUUGAGAAACACUUUUUACUAUAAUAUGCAACACAUUUAUUUUGUUAAAUUUUUCUGUCUGUUGAACUAAUAGUUUAUACAACAUAUACUAAUUUUAUUUUUCUUUGUAUGUUGAACUUGGUUGUUAUGAUUAAGUUUAAAUCAAGAAAUUAACCCUUGCACAAGCAAUUCAAUUGAUUGCAUCAUACUUUAGUAUUUCCCAGGCCUUGUUCUGUACCUAAUCAGUUUGUUUUACUACAACUUUUACCUAGUCUUCCAGAUUCUUCAGCAUAUUAGAAGUGCGCUGCUCCAGGUUUUCUUGUAAUUAUGCCUUUGCUUUUGUUAACUGAUGAAGUUGUGCUAAAUUUAAACUCACUGCUUAUGACGGUGUUUAGUGAUAAUACCUUGCACUGUUGUGUGCAUGAAACAUUUUGCUGCUGAAAGUUUUCUCAAAUAUUCUGUGUAUAUUUAGUGGUUUUUAUACAGUUACUGUUGAGGAGCUGAUUUAAACAAAACAUGAAGCAUUAAUUAAUGUUUAACUUUUAUAAUGUUUGGCACUGCUGGAAAUAUGCAAAUUGCAAUUAUUUCAUGUAAAUUACCUGAAUAGGUCUUACCAGAUCUAAUGACAGCCAGGCUAAAUAAACAAAAUACAUUUUGAGUUGUACCAAUUAACAUUAAUUUUGUCUUGUUGAUUGGCUGUUCUAAAACACCUAGGUAGUGUUCAAGCACAGAGUAGAGAUGUUGUUACUUAACAUACACAUUGUUCUAUGUACAUUGCUUUUUUAUUUGGAUGUAUUAUGGUUCAGUGCAAUAGUAGGAUUACCAUUUUCAUUAUCCUAUGUUUUUGCUGUAUGUUUUAAUAAGAAUAACGUACUAGAUCAGUACAAGAUAGUUCUACAUUGCAUAAACAAACUUAUUUAUCCAUAGUUAGAGGACUUAUGAACUGAUUUUUUUAAAAAUUGUGUUGAACAUAGGAAAACUCUCCCUAUUCAUUAUAACAAAGCAUAAAACAAUACUGUACUUAACCUACAACAGCAUAAUUUAAUCAUUUGAAAAUGUUUUGAUGUUAUAAACUAGUAAAAAUGCAGCUCUCAUUCUCUCUAGGGUAUAUUAUUCAGCAUUUCUGAUGAGCUGUUCCUCUGUAUAAUUUGAAGAAAGUCCUUAAUAUACUUCUAAUUACAAUCAGGUGCAUGAUUGUAAUUUAAAUUUUAUGCAAUGACUGUAAUAGCCAAUUACUGAAUAAGAAAGGUGUGUUACUUAAAUAGUGUUGACCAGUUUAAUAACAUGGAACCACACACAGUUAAAAUCCCACUACUAUUGUCUGGUUAUCAUCAUUUUAUAAUGCAUGCCAGUUUAGAUUAAGAUAUAUUUUUAAUAGCUCAUGAUCUAACAGUAGUACUACAGUGAACAUUUUUCUCUACUGUGGAAGCACACGUGUCACGUAGAUUAGUAUCAAUAUUUAACAGAACAAUUUUUAUUUUAAAUCAACCCCUACUCAUACCUUUUCUUGAAAUAUUUAAAUGUUUUAAAGGCUUACAGCGUAGCAUUUUUUAAAUGGUGGACAUACAUUAAAGGAAUUUUCUUUCUUCCCCCCCCCCCCCCAAUUUAAAUAUUGAGUUUGAUUUCCAUUGUAAAGAAAUAUUUAAAAGCAUACACUUGUAUGUUGUAGUUGUCUAGACAAGCUCCAUUGUUUAUGUUGACUAACUGCUCCACAGAUAAAGCAUAUAUUACAGUAUUACUGUAAAGUCUUUGUAUCAUAAUGGGUUUUUUAAUUAGCUUUUUACUUUUCACAUUACUAGAAUCUAGCAUGUGAGUGUUGAGCACAUGUUUUCAAGGUUUAUGCAUUUAUAAACAGAAGGGUUGAUUUAUAUACACCAGGUGUGUUCUCUUAUUUCUCAAUGUUAGGACAGCAGAGUUCUGGCUGAUGUAGCACGACGUGUCUGUCUCUUGUACAAAUUUAGAUCUUUGUGGGAGUUUUUUUUUUUGUUCAGAUUUAUAUUCCUGUUUUUACUUGGGAAUAAUCAUAUGCAUAUUCUUUUAGGUCUUAUUUUUUCAGUUGUCUAUGCAAUAAUAAAAUUCAGUUGAUUAGAUU